GAGUUAUACUAUACCUUAAGAAGGGGAAAUAUGCUUAAAGGUGAGAGCAUUUAAUUAACUUAAGAGGUGGGAAGUGACAAACAAAAAGUUAUUGAAUGACAAAAUUAAUGCUUUUUUAGUUUUAAUAGCUUAUAUUUUAGCUCUGUAUAACAGUAAUGGAUACUUUAAAUGGGAGAUGCUUUUUUGAUGUCAAUGGAAUCUUCUAAGGGCAAUAACGAUAGAAAUAAACAGUUUCUAGUGCAAAUAGUUGCUUGAUUGGCCCUUGAAGAAGUACAAGACAUAGCUGAUGAGGAAAUAGAAGUAGAAAAAUAUAACCCUAUUAUUUCUGGAAUAAUUACUGAAAAAGAAAUCGAUGAUUGCAAAAAAAAUCCAAAUCGUGUACCAAAUUUGAUUAUAAAAAAUAUAAAAAAAAGGAGUAAAGCGAUUGGUAGCAUUCUUGGCUUUGCCUCUACGGCAAGACGUAGAGAUAAACCUGAUGCGAUUUAUUAUUUAGUAAAAAAAUUUCCUAUCUUGGACAAUAACGUUAUAGCUAAAUUAAUUAGUACAACAAAUUACACAGUUGAGCAGGUAAGAGAUGGAUCUCAUCAUAACAUGCAAAAUAUAAAACCCCAAGAUCCUGUACUACUCGGCUUAUGUAGUCAAGAAAAUUUAGAAGCAGAAGUGGAAAAAGCAAAAGUAGAAGAGGAGAAGCAAGAAAGGUUAAAAAAAUAUAAAGAAUAGCUAUUGAAAAUCCUCAAAUUUUUGUGCUUUGUUAACAUUAAAUUAACUUGACUUGCUAGUGUUUAUUAGUAUAAUGUAAGUAAAGUACGGGGUUUAAUGAUAAUUAAGCUUAAUACGCACUGAAACUAACUCAGCCUAAUUUAUUAUCUUAUAGUCACAUUUUAGGUUAGUAAGCAUCAAUUAAAAUUUUUGGAGGAUUAUGACAACAAUCAAUGAAGAUGUUUUGGCAAAAGGAAAGGUUACAGCUCAACCUGAAAAAAGUGAGCAAAUUUACAAUAACGAUACAGUAAAACAGAUGGUCAAUGAAGGUACUGAGAAAAACAGAAAAACAUUAGAUCUGAGCGAAUUAAAAGAGAAAACAGCAGAAGAAUUGUUAGAGUUAGCUGAAGAAAGAAAAAUUUCAACUAACGGUAAAAGCAAUGGUAGAAUGCUAAAGCAGGAAAUAAUAUUCAGCUUAAUGAAAAAAAUGAGUGAAGAAGGAGGCAUAACCACAGGGAGUGGAAUAGUGGAAAUAUUGCCUGAUGGUUUUGGUUUCUUACGUUCAGCAAGUGCAAAUUAUGCCCCAAGUACCGAUGAUGUUUAUAUUUCUAACGGGCAAAUAAAGAAGUUUAAUUUACGUACAGGAGAUAUGGCAUAUGGAGAAAUAAGGCCACCUGGUGAUAAAGAGAGAUAUUUUACUUUAACUAAGGUUCAAAGUAUAAACUCUACUGAAGUAAGUGAAUUAAGAAAGUACGUCCAUUUUGAUAAUUUGCUUCCUCUUUAUCCUGAGGAAAGCAUAGUACUUGAGUGUAAUAAUGGUGAUGAUAAAAAAGGCUUAAGCAUGCGUGCUAUAGAUAUAGUAGCUCCUCUUGGAAAAGGGCAAAGAGCGUUAGUAGUUGCUCCACCUCGCACAGGAAAAACUGUAUUGCUUCAGCAAAUGGCUAACUCUAUAGCUAUAAAUCACCCUGAAGUAGAAUUAAUAGUGUUACUUAUAGAUGAAAGACCUGAAGAAGUAACAGAUAUGAUACGUUCUGUAAAAGGUGAGGUAGUAAGUUCUACGUUCGAUGAGCCUGCUUACCGUCACGUACAGCUUGCUGAAAUAGUAAUAGAAAAAGCUAAAAGAAUGGUUGAGCAUAAAAAAGAUGUGGUAAUUCUACUUGACAAUAUUACUAGACUUGCACGUGCUUAUAAUGCGGUUAUUCCUUCGUCUGGGAAAGUUCUAACUGGUGGUGUAGAUUCAAACGCACUGCAGAGACCAAAACGCUUUUUUGGAGCAGCUCGUAAUAUUGAGAAUGGGGGUUCUUUAACUAUAAUCGCCACAGCUCUUAUAGAGACUGGUUCAAAAAUGGAUGAAGUUAUUUUUGAAGAGUUUAAAGGUACAGGAAAUGCUGAGAUCAUACUUGAUAGAAAACUUUCUGAUAAACGUAUAUUUCCAGCUAUUGAUAUUACAAAAUCCGGAACAAGGAAGGAAGAGCUAUUAGUUGAUAAGGCUAUACUAAAUAAAAUAUGGGUGGUGCGUAGGAUACUCAAUCCUAUGGGACCCGUUGAAGCAAUGGAAUUUUUACGUGACAAACUACUUUUAACAAAGAGCAAUGCUGACUUUUUUAACUCCAUGAAUCACUAAAAGUAAGCCAGUUAUGAUGGAUAUGCUGAGCAAAAAGUAAAACGCUCUUAUAGCUAAAAUAAUUUGGAUUUACCAAAAUAUAUUUAUAGUUAAGUUGGCAAUUUACCUUAAGUUAGCGCGUGACACUGGAAUAACACCCUUGGUGGUAACAACUAAAGAAAAAUAUCAACUAGGUUUAUAAUCUAUCACUACCGUGUUUGCAAUUUUGUCAUGAAAAGCUUGUUUAUGUUCAUCAUCUACUGCACAUACUAAAACUAGGAUUAGUAUAGCUAAAAGUAAAAUAGGAUUAUAAAGCGAUAUACAGUAAAUUAUGAAAAAAGCGAUGGUUCUUUUUAUUGCUUGUAUUAGAGUGAUCUGCUCAAGUGUAUCUUUGUCUCUUACACGCAUGCUAAAUAACAAGUGCCCUAGAGUGCCGCCAAAUUUUACUAGCAUGAAUAUAUGAAAUAUACAUGGUAUCAUUAAAAAUAAAGAAAAUACAAUCGUGGUGAUUACAAUUAUUGCACCCAUGAUCCCUUGUAUUGCGUGUGUAAGUGAGAAACCUACCGCCAUUAAAGCAAAUGGUAUUGCGAUAAAUAAAAUACAAUCAACUAUAAAUGCUAGAAUACGCCUUGUCAUUGUUGAGUAGUUUACGUUUUUAUCCAUACACUGCCUAUAAAGAAAAAUAUCAACUAGGUUUAUAAUCUAUCACUACCGUGUUUGCAACUUUGUCAUAAAAAGUCUGCUUGCGUUGAUCAAAUAUUGCAAACAUUAGAACU
Drosophila ananassae is the source of this 3078-nucleotide messenger RNA. RefSeq names its product transcription termination factor Rho 1-like. Gene Ontology annotation, biological process: DNA-templated transcription termination. NCBI's taxonomy places the organism in Eukaryota, Metazoa, Arthropoda, Insecta, Diptera, Drosophilidae. Gene Ontology annotation, molecular function: RNA binding; ATP-dependent activity, acting on RNA; ATP hydrolysis activity. The transcript is spliced from 2 exons. The record is from RefSeq and is a predicted model, not a curated record. Bases 920 to 2323 code for a protein of 467 amino acids.